Messenger RNA from Penicillium riverlandense, 9714 nucleotides. RefSeq names its product Highly reducing polyketide synthase sdnO. NCBI's taxonomy places the organism in Eukaryota, Fungi, Ascomycota, Eurotiomycetes, Eurotiales, Aspergillaceae. The transcript is spliced from 9 exons. Gene Ontology annotation, biological process: fatty acid biosynthetic process; secondary metabolite biosynthetic process. Gene Ontology annotation, molecular function: oxidoreductase activity; fatty acid synthase activity; phosphopantetheine binding. Bases 1 to 9714 code for a protein of 3237 amino acids. The record is from RefSeq and is a predicted model, not a curated record.
AUGUCUCAUCAAACUCCAAUUGCCGUCAUUGGCAUGGGCUGUCGCCUCCCUGGAGGGGCUCAUAGCCCUGAAGCACUGUGGGAGAUGCUGUCAGAAGGACGAAGUGGAUGGGGUGAGGUUCCUGCGGAACGGUGGAAUUGGAAAUCAUUCUACCAUCCUUACAACGAGGCAAAGGAGUCACUCAAUUCCAAAAGCGGCUACUUCUUAAAUCAGGAUAUUGGUGCAUUUGAUGCCAAAUUCUUCAAUAUCGCCUCUUAUGAGGCCCACGCUAUGGAUCCACAGCAGCGCAUUCUGCUGGAAACCACGUACGAGGCACUCGAAAAUGCGGGCAUUCCACUGGAGAGUAUCAAAGGUUCCAACACAUGCGUCUACGUCGGAAUUUAUGCUCGAGACUACGAUAGAAUGGGUUUCAAGGAUCUGCCGCAGAUCACAAAACUUCACAUCACUGGGACUGGAGAAGCAGUUGUCUCGAACCGGAUCUCGUAUUUAUUUGAUCUUAAGGGCGCCUCGGUCACUGUUGAUACUGGUUGUUCUGGUAGCAUGGUUGCCUUGCAUCAGGCGUGUCAAAACCUGAGGACUGGAGAGUCCAGCAUGGCCAUCGUGGGAGGAACUCAACUGCUUUUGCAUCCUGAUCAGGCAGUGGCCAUGAGCAUGGUUGGCAUGGUGAAUCCUCAUGGCCGAUGCUAUGUCUUUGACAGUCGGGGUUCGGGCUAUGCUCGAGGAGAAGGUGUCGGGACAAUUAUCCUCAAGCGUCUGGACGACGCUAUUGCAGCGGGCGAUCCAAUCCAUGCAGUGAUCCGUAAUUCUGGGUUAAACCAGGACGGCAAGACAGCGGGAAUAUCUCUCCCGAGUCCAGAUGCCCAGGCGGCGCUGAUGAGAUGGGUGUAUUCGACUGCCGAUGUCGACCCUCGAAACACCGUUUACGUCGAGGCCCAUGGCACAGUAAGACUGGCUGUUCUUGUAUAUUUAUUUGCUGAUUCUGACAUAUUGUAUAGGGAACUCAGGCUGGUAGGCUGGACCUUAAGCUCAUCUCAGAAACAAACGCUUACCAAGUCUGAAACAGGUGACAAUGCAGAGAUCUCAUCAAUCAACGAAGUCUUUUGUGAAGAGGCAAAGAGAAAGUCCGAUAUUUAUGUUGGCUCAAUCAAGUCUAACAUUGGACACUUGGAGGCCUCAAGCGGUAUUGCGGGCAUCAUCAAGGGUAUUAUGAUUGUCAAGAAAGGAUUGAUCCCACCCAAUAUCGAUCUUGAGACCCCAAAGCCUAGUCUAAAACUGGAUGAGCGCAAGAUCAAGAUUCCGCUUCAACUCACUCCGUUGCCAGAACCCGAGCAACCUGGUCCAAGCCGAGUGUCCCUGAACAGCUUUGGGUACGGUGGGACCAACGCACAUGUUAUUCUUGAACCAUCUGGAAGCAGUACCGAAUACUCAACACCUCAGGCCACAUCAAAUCAUAUCAAUGGCAAUUUAGAAGAUAAUGGCUUGAUUAAUGGAGUCAACGAGCAUCGCAAUGGGACUUCAAGCGAUGAAUUGGUUACAAAUGGCGCUAUUCAGGCCGGUCUUCCGCAAUUAUUCGUCCUCAAUGCAGCAUCCGAGAAGUCACUCCUGGAGUCUGCCAAAAAUAUACAGGACUGGAUCUCAAACGGCGGGUUGGAUAAGUACCAACUCGCUGAUCUCUCCUACACAUUGAAUGUUCGGCGGUCACUCUUGCCGUUCAAAACGAGCCUAGUUGCGUCGACCAAGGAUGAGCUCAUGUCUGCCUUACAACCCAGCAAUAUUCGAGCUACCAAGCUCCCUCACUCAGUUUCAGUUGUCUUCGUGUUCACUGGACAAGGUGCACAAUGGCAUGCUAUGGGUCGCGAGUUGAUUAAACUGCCAGGCAGAUUCAAAGACUCGAUUUCAAAGUCAGACCGACUCAUUCAGAGCUUCGGAUGCCAAUGGAGCUUGAUUGAGGAGCUUUAUAAAGACGAACAAACAACUAGAGUCGCAGACAGUGAACUGUCUCAACCCCUGACCACAGCUAUUCAAAUCGCUCUUGUCGAUCUGCUUGCUACCUUUGGAAUUGCACCUCAAUGCGUCUGUGGCCACAGUUCUGGUGAGAUUGGAGCGGCAUACGCAGCCGGUGCUCUCACUCAUGAAGCUGCAAUUGAAAUUGCCUAUCGAAGAGGCUUGUGUUCAACGGCAGCCAAGAAGGCCAACUCGGUUAAAGGCUCCAUGCUGGCAGUUGGUAUUGGCGAGAAAGAAGUUUUGCCCUAUGUGCAGCAGACCACUAAGGGCUUGGUUACCGUUGCAUGUGUCAACAGCCCCGAAAGCACUACCAUUUCGGGCGACGAAGCCGCAAUUGACGAACUGUCUGAGGUUCUGACCGGUCUCGGCAUCUUCAACAGGAAGCUCAAGGUCGACACAGCUUACCACUCCCAUCACAUGAAGAAGAUUGCGGAUCAAUAUGUUCAAUCGAUUCAGCACGUUGUCACGGGCGUCCCUCAACCUGGUGUCACUUUUUACUCGUCGGUAACUGCCCACAAGAAGACAUCUGACUUUGGGCCAGCGUACUGGACAGAGAACCUGGUUUCAAAGGUUAGAUUCAGUGAGGCUUUGCAGCUCCUCGCCGAGGAUAUUGCUAGAUCAAAACAGUCUACCAAUGUGGCCAAUAUAUUUGCCGAGAUAGGGCCUCAUGGGGCAUUGUCGGGACCCAUCCGGCAAAUCUUGAGCAAGCUUAACACCCGCUCAUUCAAGUUUUCCUAUGUUUCCGCUCUGUCCCGAAACAAGCACGCUGUUCAGUCUGUUCUGGAACUGAGUGGAAAGUUUGUCGAGUGUGGAUGCCCCGUUCAGUUUGAGAAUGUUCUUGUUUUGAACGGCUCCGAUGAACAGUGGAAAACCAUUAGCGAUCUGAGUCCCUACCCGUGGGAUCAUUCGCUGUCAUACUGGUACGAAUCGCGCAUGAGCCGCGAUCAUCGCUUGCGGGAGUUUCCCUAUCAUGACCUUCUCGGACUUUUGGAUGUUGCGAGUUCAAUACACGAGCCCAGAUGGCGGUACCAUAUCAAUGUCGAUUCUUCGCCCUGGCUGAGGGAUCAUGUCGUUGAUGGCUUUAUGAUUUUCCCCGGCGCAGGGUAUCUGUGCAUGGCGAUCGAAGCCAUGAAGCAGCUUGUUCAACUCCGCAAGGUUCCGGGAGACAUAUCAAACUACAUCCUGAGGAAUGUGGUGCUAUCCAAGCCUAUUAUCGUGCCUGAUCAACGACCCGAUAGUUUCACCCCUGAUGUUGAAGUUCAAAUCACCCUGAGCCGCAUGAGGACCUCCGACGGGAGUCGAUGGGAAUCAUUCCGAAUCUUCUCCUAUUCUCCAGAGGGGUCCGGAACUUGGCACGAGCACUGCUCCGGGCUUGUUUCUGUGGAAAUGGCGUCCAAAGUAGAUGAGGUCGAAGGAACAAGAGAGGAAGAAUUCCUCGCUUCGUCGUACCGGGAAACCUUUGACGCGAUUCGGCAGGCCUCCAAUACCGAACUUGACCCCAAGAAGUUCUACGAUGACCUGAAGGAGACAGGAAACAAUUUCGGUCCCACAUUUUCUGCCAUCACUGAGAUUCAGCUGGGAAAACGUGAAGGCUGUGCAAAGGUGGCCGUUCCAGAUAUCCCAGCCUGCAUGCCUCGCCAGUUCCUGCAGCCACACGUCAUCCACCCGGCAACUUUGGACGCGAUAAACCAACUGUCUGUCGUGCUCUUCAAGAAAGAAUGCAUCAAUGCGCCCCUAAUGGCCACCUUUUUCAAGGAGAUCAUCAUCUCGGCGGAAAUUACAUCGACUCCCGCAGAUGAACUGCUCGUCGCUCUGAACAUUGAACCCGAGGGUAGGCGCUCCGCAUCUGGAAGCACCUUUGUUUUCCAGAAAAAGGAAGAUUCGGACUUGUCUCUGGUGCUACAUGCCACAGGCUUGCAAUUGAAGGCCGUGGGUGAAGCCUUGUCUGAGGACGAGCAGACUCCAUUCCAUCGCAAGAUGAGCUACAGAAUGCAGUGGCAGCCUGAUGUUGACCUGAUGUCCCAGACUCAGCUUCAAGACAUCCUCACCUCCACCACGCAGUCUCGUACAGCCAUGCAGCAGCCCCUUGCUGUCGUUUCUGAGGAACUCGGUGUGGUCGAGAAACAGACUGUGGAGCAGAAACUUGCGCUGCUUGAGCGAGCGGCAGCAAUAUAUCUGCGAGACGCUUUGUCGCAAUUACCCGAAGAUUUUGCAGGGAAGCCCGCACCACAUCUUACCAAGCUGUUGGAAUGGAUGAGAGUAUUCCACAAAUCAGAGAUCAGCAACGAGAUGCUCAAGGGUCUUACCACUGUCGACGAGGACAUAGUUCUCCAGAAGGCCCUGCUAGCGGGAAUUGAGGGUCUGAUGCUGUCUCGCAUUGGGCUUAACCUUCCUGCUAUUAUCAACAACCAGAUCGAGGCAAGCGAACUCAUGCAUGAGGAUGGCUUGCUUUCCAAGUUCUAUACAGAAGGCCUUUUUGCUCAAAACUACCAACACACGAUUGAAUACGUCAAGUCUCUUGCCUUCAAGAAGCCUCAUAUGAAGAUCCUUGAAGUCGGUGCCGGCUUGGGAGAGCUAACACUUCCACUGCUGCGGGCGCUCGAUCGGCCAGAGGGAUUGAUGGUAGGCCGCUAUGAGUUCACCGAUGUUACGUCGAAGUUGUUUGAGCAGGCUAAGCCUCUGCUCCAAGAAUGGUCAAGCCGCUUGGACUUCAAAACUCUGGACCUUGACCUUGAUCCGACAGACCAGGAGUUCUCAGCAGGGACAUAUGAUCUCAUCAUUGCAACCAAUUCCCUCUCUUGCACCAGCAGCACGUCAACGACAUUGAGUUAUAUCCAUAAACUGUUGAAACCAAGUGGAAAGCUUGUCUCCAUUGAAUUGACCCGUGCAACAGCAGCCCUUACAACAGUUCUCGGUACAUUGCCAGGAUGGUGGGCUGCUGAGGAUGAGCGCCAGGAUGGUCCUCUACUCUCCGAGACACAGUGGCAUAGUGCUCUGGUUCAGAAUGCUUUCAGCGGUGUUGACAUUGCGACCAAUGAACUCGAUGGGCCAAAAUCAAGAACUUCCAUGAUUGUGUCAACAUCUUUGGACUCGGAAUCCAUUGAACACGAUGCGCCUUCUGCGCGCGUGCACAUCCUGGCCUCGGAAUCUGCGUCGCCCUUGUUUCAAAGACUUGCAGAGGAAUUGUCGACGGCACUCCAAGAGCUGGGCAUCGAGAGCAUCAUAUCUGCGUGGAACUUCCAAGAGUCCUUCGACCUGGACACUACGUAUGUGGUAUUGGAUGAUAUGGACCAUCCAUUGUUACUUGACCCGUCGCCCGAAGAGUUCGAACAACUCAAAACGCUCUUCAUCAGCAGCAGAUCCCUCCUCUGGAUCAACGCACAAUCAUCUGUAUCUACAGAGGGAACUGCGGCGAAGGGUCUGGUGAAUGGAAUGGCCCGCGUAGCACGACGUGAAAACGAGGGCAUCAAGUUCAUCACCUUAGAUGUACAGGAGGGCAUUGUCGACUUUGGGCCAGAACUUAUCAAGACAGUUCUGGAGAUUGCUACUGCUUGCUUCUGGCCCACGUCUGAAUCGCAAAGGUCCAAUGAGCAUGAAUAUGCUAUCUGCAAUGGUCUCGUCCAUAUUCCUCGAGUACAGCCCGAUACCAAGUUCAACGAAUGGAUUGACCAGGCUGUUGGCAGCGACCGGCUUGAUAUCUGCCCAUAUCAAGAGGAGGGUCGCGCGCUGAAGCUUCAUGUCGAGACACCGGGUCUCCUGAGCAGUCUCAGAUUUGUGGACGAUGACUCCAUCACGGCCGAUCUGUCUCCAGAGGAGGUGGAAAUCGAGGCCAGGGCGUAUGGCAUCAACUUCAAGGACGUCUUCAUCGCUCUGGGCCAGAUGCUCCCUGGUAUCAACAUGGUCGGUGAGGUGGCUGGCGUCGUCACCGCCGUGGGAUCAUCAAUGCAGUCGCGGUACAAGGUUGGAGACCGAGUCGCGGGUGUCGGAGCGCAGCCAUUCACCAGUCGGGCCCGGGUCAAGGGCUUGAUGGCCUGCUCGCUCCCUGACUCUAUUUCAUUUGCGUCUGGCGCAUCCAUUCCCAUUAUCUUCAUGACGGCCUACCACUGCAUAUUUGAAGUCGCAAGACUUCAGAAAGGGCAAACUAUUCUGAUUCAUGCUGGAUCAGGAGGUGUUGGUCAAGCGGCAAUCCAAUUCGCACAACAUAUUGGAGCAGAAAUCUUUGCGACUGUGGGCAGCACCGCUAAGAAGCAGUUACUGAUCGACGAAUACAACAUCCCCGAGAGCCAUGUCUUCUCGACCAGGUCAAGGACCUUCAAGCAUGGUGUUCUGCGUCUCACCAAAAACAAGGGCGUGGAUGUGGUUCUCAACUCCCUCUCUGGAGAAUGGCUGAAUGAUUCCUGGGAAUGUGUUGCUCCGCUCGGCACAUUUGUGGAAAUCGGUAAGAGUGAUAUCUACAAGCGAAGUCACUUGAGCAUGGUGCCCUUCGACCGCAGUGUGACCUUUGCAGCUGUGGAUCUGGUUGUUCUCUUCGAGACUCAGAUGGAGCGGAUGAAUGAAGAGUUCAAGAAGGUGAUGUCUAUGUUUGAGACGGGCAUCCUUGCACCUGUGUCUCCGGUAACGACCUAUCCUGUUUCCAAGAUCGAGGAGGCCUUCCGCCUGAUUGCAUCGCGCAAACAUACCGGAAAGGUCGUGGUGGAGGCGGAGCCUGGUGCUACGGUCAAGGCCGUCUUGGGCAGACCAGCACCGCUACAGCUGGAUCCCGCAGGAAGCUAUGUUGUUGCUGGUGGUCUGGGAGAUCUUGGUAAGAGGAUCUGUCGGCUGCUGGCAACCCAUGGAGCCAAGCAUGUGGUGACCCUUUCCCGUCGGGAAUUGUCUCAAGAUGACAGACAGGUGUUUGAGAAUGAGAUCAAUGAGCUCGGAUGCAUGCUGCACAUCGUCAAGUGUGACAUUACGGACAAGACCUCAGUUCAGCAAGCAGAGGGAUACUGCAGAGAAAACCUGCCGCCUGUCAAGGGAGUCAUCCAUGCAGGCAUGGUUUUGCGAGACCACCCAAUCGAACUCAUGACACCCGAGGACUACACACAAGCGACUAAGCCCAAGACACAGGGUACAAUCAACUUGCACUCGAGCUUACAAAGUCCAGACCUUGACUUCUUUAUCACACUCUCUUCCAUCACCUGCAUCAUCGGCAAAACCGGCCAGGCCAACUAUUCCGCAGGAAACGCAUUCCAAGAUGCAUUUGCUCAUGCGCAUGCUGGCAAAUCCCACACUCAAUAUAUCUCGCUCAAUCUGGGAGCCAUAGACGGAUCAGAAGCCAUUACAUCCCUGCCAGUCCGGCAGCAGGAACUGAUGCGCCAAGGUGCUAUCUUGGUGAAAUUCGAAGAGCUGUUCAAGUUGCUGGAGUACUCAAUGGGGCCUCAGGCUCGUCGGGACAAUUGUGUUCAGACCAUCACGGGCUUCGACCGGCAAUCUAUGGAAACGGUUCAGGACACAUUCGGGCUCAGUAACCCUCUGUUCAGUCAGGUUCCGUACCUUUCAGAGCAGCAAAACUCAGGAGAUGGGUCUUCAGACAAGGUGGACACUGAAAAGGCCAUCCGUAAUGCAGCGUCAAUCUCCGAGGCCGAGGAGAUUAUCACGCACGCCAUCGCUGAGAAGUUUGCGCUGUUCAUGGACCGAGCCCUGGAGGAUGUCAACCUGGACCAGUCUCUCGCCGCCUUUGGUCUUGACUCGCUCGUCUCGAUCGAGUUGAAGAACUGGAUGGUCCGCACCUUCCAGGUGACGCUGCAGACAUCGGAAAUUGCCGAUGCACUGAGCGUCGUGGCACUUGCAAAGACAAUCACUUCCCGGUCCAAACUGAUCAGCGAUAAGCUGCGCGGUAUCACGACCGAGUCUGAGCAGCCGGAAGACGUACCUAUGCAGACAGAGGAGCGAUCAACAGAAGAGGAGAAGAUUCAGCCAAACCACUCCUUUGAGUGCUGCCGGUAUGCAAAGGAUCUCCCCAGACAGCCUCUGAUGGAUCUAGACGAGGCGCUCGACAUGGUCCUUUCAAGCACGCGGCACUUCGCCUCAGGCGUUGAAUACGACAACAUCAAGCAAGCAGUUCUCAACUUCCGGGAUCCUGCAAGCACAGGACGCCAGCUUUACGCCCAACUUCAAGCCCAGGCAAACGAUCCAGCAGUCGAGAGCUGGAUCGCUGACUUGGUCACAGACGCGCUGUUCCUCAAGAAACGAUUCCCCCUGGUCCCGAUGUCGAGCUUCUUCGCCUCGCACCACGACAAUCCCACGCCGCAGGGCCAAGCAGAAAGAGCAGCGCUGAUUGCGACGACGGCCUUCCGGUUCAAGGAAGCCGUUGAGGCAGGCUCGCUCGAACCGCACUGGUAUUUCCAUAUCCCGUCCUGCACGUCCUCAUGGGAUUGGCUCUUCAACACAAUCCGCGAGCCGCACCUGGAUAUCGACCAGAUGAAGAAGUACCCCGGUAACGACUACUGCGUUGUUCUGAGACGGGGCCAUGUCUUCAGUGUGCCUCUCAAGGCAGGGAAUGAAGUGGUGCCGUACGCGAGAAUCAAGGCCACAUUCGAUGGCAUCUUGGAGAAAGUCCAGGAUGAAGGCGUGUGGACUGGUAUCUUGACCAACGACAAUCGGGAUUCCUGGGCCACGAUCCGCGAGAGGCUCAUCUCCAUGAACAGCGCGAACGCAGAGUAUAUCCGUGUAAUCGAACAAGCCGCAUUUGUGCUCUGCCUCGACGAAGGCGCCCCAACCACCGGACCAGAGCAUGUUCGCAAGGCGUUCCUAGGCGAUGGGUUCAACCGCUGGUUCGACAAGGGCCUGCAAUUUACAGUCUGUGAAAACGGCUCCUCUGGCUACAUCGUUGAGCACUCCAAGAUCGACGGACUAACCGUGCACCGCAUGAACGAGUGGAUUCACGAAGCCAUCCGCGGACAUACCCCCGAAACCCAGGCCAACGGCUCAAACGGGGCAUUGCCAGCUAUCCAACUGACCGAAUACACUCUCACCACAACCCCCGAGAUUGACACGCACAUGCAGACACUGCGACAAGAGCACAUCCAAGUGACAUCGGCCCGGGAAUACGGCUACACAACCCUAAAGCACUUUGGCAAAAACCUUCUCGCCGCACACGGGUGCCCGAUCAAAUCCGUCUUCGAUGUGACAAUCCAACUAGCCAGCAAGCUGUAUUUCGGCCACAACCCAGCCUCAUGGGAGCCGAUGUCCAUGGCUCACUUCCACAAGGGCCGAACAGAGAUCUUCCAAGGCGUGCUAGCAUCCGUGGGACAGUUCUGCGCCACAGCAGUCGACGACAACAUUUCCACUCUCGACAAGCGCGAGAUGCUCAUCCACGCUGCGAACGAAUACACGGCUGGUCUGCAGGUUUGUGGAAAGGGGAGCAAUUACUUCCGGCUUCUGACUGUACUGGAGACGAUGUGGCCGGCUGGACAGCCGUUGGCGCCGCUGUUUACGGAUCCCGUUUGGCUGAGGACGUAUCCCCGGUUUAUUAUGUCUGGGUUGACGGAUGGCGGGUCUUUGGAUUCGGCGUUUGCGUUGAUUGAUCCCGAGGGUGUGUGGGUGUGCUAUUCUAUCUGGGAAGAGGAGGCUCGGUUCUCGGUCGUAGGACCCACGGGGCAGGUUGCUCGGUUUGAGAAGGCGCUGGAUGAAGCCUCUGUUAUUGUGAAGGGGCUGGUGGAAUCGAAGUAG